Messenger RNA from Xyrichtys novacula (pearly razorfish), 6140 nucleotides. The record is from the annotation of a GenBank genome assembly. NCBI's taxonomy places the organism in Eukaryota, Metazoa, Chordata, Actinopteri, Labriformes, Labridae.
GUGCAAUUUCAAAACAUUGAAGAAUAGACCUGUGUUGUCUGUCAGUGCCUGUCUCAAGAUGAUUUCUUUCGUCUUUAGCUAACAUUAGUUGCAGGUAGUGAGAGGUAAAGUAUUGUUUCGCAGCAGGUGGUCUGUAUAAGCGGGUCUAAAAAUGGCGGGUCAGCUUCUGGAGUACGAGACUGAGAUGUUUCUAAGUCUGUUCGGCGCUGACGGGCUGUUGGUGGUGGCGGAGGGGAUGGGGAUAGACCGCAUCCUGCUGCACUUCAUGCGGGUUUAUUCGGAGCCUGGAAGCCUGGUUCUUCUACUCAACACAACUACAGCAGAACAGGUGAGGAGCACGAAGACGAAGAUACAAAAGACCUGUCUUUUGCUAGGCGACGACGAAUAAAGUAGAAAUCACAGUACUGGGUAAUCAAUGGGGCUUUUAAAUUGAUCACAUUUUAACUCUGAUCACAAUUUUAGCUUGACUUAAAGAAAGGUUGCUGUCAAAAUUGCACUAAAUAUGGAAAGUUGCCCCUAAACGCAGUAAUUGUGAUUAAUAAACAGAUCUCAAGAUUGAUUAAAGUAUUUGUGAUUAUCUCUUGCUGAAAGCAGCCAUGGUUCUAUGUGUUAAUACACUGUGUGGUAAUAUAGACUGUAAGCAACAGGACACACCUCCUGUCUUAUAGGCCUUUAUUCUUUGUGUAUAUGCUGAUGGUAGGUGUUUGCGUCUCCCCUUCAUACUUAAAGCCCCUGUAAGGACUUUUUUUUUUUUUUUUUUUUUUUUUUUUACAUAUAUUUAAUAUAAUGAAACUCACCUUGAUGCCUAUGAAUAUCACAUCAGACCAUCAGCAACAAGACUUGAAAAUUUUAAAUCCUUAUUUUUAUAUUUUAUCCUUAUUUUGUCUAAAAUCAGCGCAAGGUAGUAUGUUCAUGCCUUGCAGCUGAAGAAAUUGCCCCUUUUUUAAUUUCCACUAAAACUGUUAACGAUAAAUAAUACAUUUGACAAUCAAAAAUCACCUGGGGAGGGGGUUGUUGUUUAAAAUAACUACUCAAGUAUGUAGGUGACAAGAUAAGUAAAGGUUGACCAGAGCUGUAACACUGACUUUAAAAGUCGGUCUAAAGUGUUGAAGAUGGAUCACUGCAUGGCUUUUUGGGGUUGGAGGUUUUAAACUCAACUCCAAACAAACAUAUAAAAAAACUUUAAAAACUUUAAAGGAAGCUGGGUUUUGAAAAUCAACCUUGUAUUACAAAAUUAAAUUUUCUAUCACACCCAAGGACUGUCAAUAUUCCAACAGCCAAAUGCCUGUUAUACAGAUUUUUUACUUGCUCUUUUCCAGCUUAUCAUGUUUAAAAGUCCUAAGCAGUCCAAUCUUCUCUCGUCUCAGGAAUAUUUCACUGAGCAGUUGCGAGUGGAAGGUGUCACUCAUCUGCCCAGGACGAUAACCAGUGACAUUCAGAACAAUGAGCGCUACAAUGUUUACACUGCGGGGGGAGUGCUGUUUGUCACCAGCAGGAUUCUGGUGGUUGAUUUCCUCACUGACCGUAUUCCAGCUCAUCUCGUAUCAGGUCAGACAAGAGCCACAAGGCUGAAACUAGGGCUGUGUUUCUGUUAGUGCUUGAAGUAAUUUUAAUUCUUAAUUUGUUUGACAGCAAAAAAAUGUCAAUUCUUUGUGACCUUAAGAUCAUAAAAACAUGUGCAUUCUUUUAUAGUGUAAGUGCACACUAUUAUUUAAAACAUCUUUAAUGUAAUUUUAUGAGCCAGUUUAAGUUAACUUAGUUUUUACUUAUUACAAGGAGUCAGUCGUGACUUACAAACAUGCACUAAUUUUCUCUACCACCCCACAGGCAUCCUGGUGUAUCGUGCUCAUAAAAUCAUUGAGUCAUGUCAAGAAGCCUUCAUCCUUCGCCUCUUCAGACAGAAGAACAAGACAGGCUUCAUUAAAGCCUUCACUGACAAGGCUACAUCCUUCUCCACUGGCUUCUGCCAGGUGGAGCGUGUGAUGAGGAACCUCUUCGUCAAGAAGCUCUUCCUCUGGCCAAGGUAUGAUGAAACAUCGAAGACUCUUUGGGUCAUACAUUUAGACAAAUCUAAGAAAGAAAGCCGAGUGUAACUGAGGGCAAUGCCAUAGACUGCAUUUUAUAUCAUCAGUCUGUACACGUGCUUCAUUCUAAAGGUUUCAAGCGUCAGUGAACACAGCACUGGACAGACACAAGCCAGAAGUUGUGGAGCUCCAUGUGUCCUUGACACCGGCUAUGAGGGCCAUUCAAAGCUCCAUCCUGGACAUCAUGAGUGCCUGUCUAAAGGAGCUGAAGCGCUACAACCCCACCCUUGAGGCUGAGGACCUCUCUUUAGAGAACACCCUCGGAAACGCCUUUGAAAAGGUAUGUCACUGCAGUAAUGACCGAUAUUUGACCACUUUGGCAUAGAUAUGAUGGUGAAUAAGACUCUGAGGUCAGGGUUAACUGUGGCAUCUUAAAAGUCAGCUGAAAAAAGGGAGUUAGGACUUCAAACUUUGUUCUAUAAAAAUUUUUAUACUUUCAUUGUUAGUACACUGCAAACUACAUUUUUCUCCAUGAAAAACAGACAAACAACCUUUUGGUAAUCAGAUCAUCUAAUACAGACUUGCAUGGUUCAUCAGGAUAUAUAUUUGUGUUACUUCCCUCUAGACCAUUCGCCACUAUCUGGACCCUUUGUGGCACCAGCUGGGAGCAAAGACCAAAUCCCUGGUUCAGGACCUGAAAGUACUCAGAGUCCUGUUGCUCUACCUCACUCAGUAUGACUGUGUCACUUUCCUCAAUCUGCUUGAGUCACUGCGCUCCAGCCAGAAGAGUUUUGGAUCCAACUCAGGUAAACAAGAUAUGCUUUACCUUCUGGGAGGAUUUAACUGAUUUAGUUAAGGUUAAAAAUGUACCUGCUUUCAUUUGAUAAAUCACUGCUGUCCCCGUUUGAUGACAUUUAUCUGUUGUUGUAAUUGUCAGGAUGGCUGUUCCUCGACUCCAGUACCUCCAUGUUUGUGAAUGCCAGGGGGAGAGUGUAUCAAAUCCCAGAGAGCAAGAAGAAACUCAAGGUGGGAGCAGAGGCAGAGAAGCAGAAGUCAUCUUCGAACUUAGGUAACUAAUAACCCCAUCUCCAGAGCUCUGACAACCUAUUCCUCAGAGGAAAUAUCAGGAACAUCCACUCGUAUGAGCUCUCCUGCUGAAGUGACUAAAGGCUGUGUGUGUGUUUCAGAGGUGAAGCGGGAGCUGGUGCUGGAGAAGAGCCCAAAGUGGGCGGCUCUGACCGAGGUGCUGCAGGAGAUUGAGAGGGAGAACAAGAGCUCUCAACAUGAACCAGGUUAGAUCUCAGUUCUGUUUAAGCAUAUGAGAGUCCAUCAUGUCAACAGUUUGCCACCUUUGCUGUACAGAUUUGGCUGUUUUUGAAUAUUAAUGUUUUAAAGAGACUGUUUUUUUUUGUUUUGUUUACUGUUUUGUUCACACUCUGUAGCGAGUACUUGUGUUAGUCAAACUGACCGCCAUGUCCCCCUCAGGUCGUGUGCUCAUCUGUGCCAGUGAUGACAGGACCUGUGCCCAGCUGCAGCAGUGCAUCAGGCACGGCUCAGACUGGCUGCUUAACCGACUUUACUCGCGCACAAUUGGUAAGAGGGACCCCAAUGCUGCUGCUGUUCUUGAGCUAGACUCAAACAAAAAGGGCAAAGGCUGGACUAAUAAAGGAGCCAAAGGAAAAGAGCCCGCACAAAAGAAAAGCACUAAGUCAACUAAGAGUAAACAGAGACCGUCCCUCACUCUGACCCAGAUGGUAGGGCAAAAAGAGACAGAUGAAGCAGCAGUGAUGGGCAGCAGCGGAGAUGAGGAUGAACUAAUGGAGGUGGAUGAAGAGGAGGAAGAACAGCUGAAGUUAGAUUUGUCAUCCGAUGCAUACUACGGUCUUGUGAAGGAACCGCUGACUGUCAUCCACCCACUGAAGGGCCUCACUGACCCCCACAGCCUGACGAGGGUGCUGAAAGAGGUAGAGCCCAGCUUUGUGGUGCUGUACGACGCUGAACUCAGUUUCGUCCGCCAGCUGGAGAUCUACAAAGCAAGCAGGCCCGGCAAACCUCUCAGGGUGUACUUUCUUAUCUACGGAGGAUCAACAGAGGAACAGAAAUACCUGACAACGCUGUCUAAGGAAAAGAAAGCCUUUGAACACCUGAUCAGGUAAAAAAUGUGUCUUUUAUUUUCUCCUUUUGCAUCCCUUAUCUACCUUUGAGGUCGAUGUGUAUUUUUUUCAUUCUCUCAUCUUUGUAGUCAUCUUCUCUUCUUUACAGUUAUCAGAGUUUAGCAGAUGUAAUCCAUAGUAGAAUAUUUGAUGUAUAUCCUUUGUACCACUCUCAUCGGUGCCUCUACUUUAAUUUCACUGCAGGGAAAAAGCUACUAUGGUCAUCCCAGAGGAGAGAGAAGGGAGAGAAGACACCAACCUGGACCUUGCAAGAAGUUUAGAGCCCGCCAAUGCAACAACCAACACACGGAAAGCAGGCAUGUCCACUACAGCCACUUGAAGAAAGCUAGUUAAUUGUCCUUGUUUUUGAUCGUUAUUACAAUUACAGUUUUUGUUCACAUUGACAGCAUGAAAAGAUGGACAGUGCGUCUCCAUAUCCAUGCAUUGUACAAAAGUAGAGCCAAAGUUCCCUUAAAUAGUGUACAUUUGGAGGCAGUGCCUGUGCAGUGGGGAUCAGCUGAUGAAAGUAAUGUAUUGUUGCCCUGCCCUUUCUACUAACCAAUACAUAAUUAAUAAGUAAUGAACCAGCUGAGAUUUUUCAGAGCUGUAGAUUAACAUGUUAACUCUAAUAACAGAAGCUUGGGUUCAAAAUGUUUUUCCAGUUUCACUCAUGUUACAUUUGCUAACAUGAAGGUGGACUUUUUAGAUUAGAUAUUACUUUAUUCAAAAAAGAAAUAUAAUACCCAUAUUUAAUACUCAUACUGCAGUUAGCCUGAAGGAGAGCUUGAAAUCUUCUGGCUUUACUUUUCUGCAAGCUGCCAUGCGUUCCAUCUUUUUAUGCAGUCUCAGGUCAAACCUCAUGGAUGUCCUAAGUUGUCUUCAAUAAGUGUCUCUUUUUGAUUUCUUCCUGUCCAAUUACCAGGAGGCCAGGAGCAGCCCAAAGAGCCUUCUCGAGUCAUUGUGGACAUGCGUGAGUUCAGGAGUGAGCUGCCCUCCCUCCUGCACCGACGAGGAAUGGACAUCGAGCCCGUCACUCUAGAAGUAGGCGAUUACAUCCUGACCCCAGACACAUGUGUUGAGCGCAAGAGCGUCAGUGACCUGAUCGGCUCGCUACAAAGCGGUCGCCUCUACACCCAGUGCCUCUCCAUGACCCGCUACUACAGGAAACCCGUCCUGCUGAUUGAGUUUGACCCAGCCAAACCUUUUUCCUUAAUGGCCCGAUCAGAUUUCCGACAUGAGAUAUCUUCUAAUGAUAUUUCCUCAAAACUCACCCUACUCACAAUACACUUCCCCCGGUUACGUAUCCUCUGGUGUCCCUCUCCACACGCCACAGCUGACCUCUUCAUGGAGCUAAAGCAGGGCCGCCUCGAACCUGAUGCUGCAGCCGCUCAGGCGGUCACAGCUGAGUCAGACAUGGUGGCUGAAUCAGCAGAGCUCUACAACCCCGGACCUUACGACUUCUUGUUGAAGAUGCCCGGAGUCAAUACUAAAAAUUACAGGGCUAUCAUUAAGAAUGCAGAUAGUCUGGCAGAUUUAGCCAAACUCAGCCAGGAAAAGCUUGCUGAAAUACUAGAGAAUGCUAAUAAUGCUAAGAUGCUGUAUGAGUUCCUGCACAAUAAUGCUGAUGUCCCAGCUCCUGUUCAAAAGGGCAAGCAGAAAUGACAGGCAGUAAAGCAACUGAGUUAGAUAUGAAAUAUUUUUGUAUUUGCUUGGGGAAAAUGAUGUAUUGUAAAGGUGGAUGGAAAAAAGAUGUUAAAGAUGCAGUAAGAGUAACUGAAAGGAAAAUUAAAUGUUUACUAUGUAUAGAAUGAACUGUAAGUUAUUCUAUGGUGCUAUGUCUUCCAUGUAAAUAGACACUAUGGCUUUUUUAAAUAGCUUGGCAAAGAGUGUUUUUUAAUUAAUUGAAUUGUUAAUUAAUGUUUUGUAUGACACUUAUGUCAAAAUAAAGUUUUCAGAAACAAAA